This is a messenger RNA of Scomber scombrus (Atlantic mackerel), 2328 nucleotides long. Its product is annotated as ATP-binding cassette sub-family D member 2-like. Gene Ontology annotation, biological process: long-chain fatty acid import into peroxisome; very long-chain fatty acid catabolic process; fatty acid beta-oxidation. The transcript has 10 exons. Gene Ontology annotation, cellular component: peroxisomal membrane. Gene Ontology annotation, molecular function: ABC-type transporter activity; ATP binding; long-chain fatty acid transmembrane transporter activity. The record is from RefSeq and is a predicted model, not a curated record. Lineage: Eukaryota; Metazoa; Chordata; Actinopteri; Scombriformes; Scombridae. Bases 118 to 2328 code for a protein of 736 amino acids.
CCUGCAGCCAGAACAGAGGUCCUUCUCUCUUUCAUGUCGACCCGGUGAGAGGAGAGGAGUUUGGGGGGGGAUGGCUGUUGUGAGGAUUGUCAGUAAAGACGACUAACGUUUGACAAAAUGUCGCACAUCCUGGAUGCGGCGUGCAGAGUGAGAUGGGACCGUUCGGCUGCGGCGAAGAGAGCCUUGUUGGUUGCGGCUGCUGCGUACGGCUUGAAAACGCUUUACCCCAUCAUCUGCAGGCAGCUCCGCAAAGACAAACACCCAGGGAACAAUCGCAGGCUUUCCAGGACUGAAAACGGAGCCACAUGUCUGGUAAAAUCCCAGACAGAUGCGGCUGUUAAAAAGACAUCCCCGGGGGUGAACGCAGAAUUUUUCAAGCAGAUCCUCGAUCUUGCUAAAAUCCUCUUCCCCAAGCUGGUGUCCAGAGAGCUGGGUUUGCUCAGCUUGCACUCGGUGGCGCUGAUAUCUCGGACGUUUCUUUCUAUUUACGUGGCCAGCUUGGAUGGCAAGAUUGUUAAAACGAUUGUGGAGAAGAAACCCAAGAGCUUCAUCCUCCAGCUGGUCAAAUGGCUCCUCAUCGCCAUCCCGGCCACGUUCGUCAACAGCGCCAUCCGGUACCUGGAGUGCAAACUGGCUCUGGCCUUCCGCACCCGGCUGGUGAACCAUGCCUACCGGACCUAUUUCACCGAUCAGACCUACUACAAAGUCAGCAACAUGGACGGGAGGCUCGCCAACCCGGACCAGUCUCUCACCGAGGAUGUCGUGAUGUUCUCCCAGUCGGUGGCUCAUCUUUAUUCCAACCUCACCAAACCCAUCCUGGACGUGAUGCUGACCUCCUACACUCUAAUCCAGACGGCUAGAUCCAGAGGUGCAAACGCCACUGGGCCGACCCUCCUGGCCGGGCUGGUGGUUUUUGCAACAGCCAAGGUCCUCCGCGCUUGUUCGCCCAAAUUUGGCAAGCUGGUGGCUGAAGAGGCUCACAGGAAGGGCUACCUGCGCUAUGUGCACUCCAGGAUCAUUGCAAACGCAGAGGAGAUCGCUUUCUACAGGGGACACAAGGUGGAGAUGCGUCAACUGCAGAAGUGCUACCGGGCUCUGGCGGACCAGAUGAACCUGAUCCUGUCCAAGCGUCUCUGGUACAUUAUGAUCGAGCAGUUCCUCAUGAAGUACGUGUGGAGCAGCAGCGGGCUCGUCAUGGUUGCCGUGCCAAUCAUCACCGCCACCGGCUUCGCUGACAACGAAACAGCAGAUGGUCAGACGCAGGUGUUGGUGAGCGAGAGGACCGAGGCUUUCACCACAGCCCGUAACCUUUUGGCCUCAGGAGCUGACGCCAUCGAGAGGAUCAUGUCCUCCUACAAAGAAGUCACAGAGCUGGCAGGCUACACCGCCCGGGUCCACAACAUGUUCGUGGUGUUCGAGGACGUCCAGAAGGGUGUUUACAAGCGCUCCUCUCUGUCAGCCACAGCGGGAGGGGAGAAGAAGAGCAAGCCUGAGAUGCACAUAGACGGACCACUGGAGAUCAAAGGUGAAGUGAUAGAUGUUGACAACGGCAUUGUGUGCGAGAACGUCCCAAUUAUCACGCCGAACGGGGAUGUAGUAGUAUCAAGCCUGAAUUUUAAGGUGGAAGAGGGCAUGCACCUAUUGAUCACGGGGCCGAACGGCUGCGGAAAAAGCUCUCUUUUCCGGAUCCUCAGCGGCUUGUGGCCUGUCUACGGUGGCCGGCUUCACAAACCUUCUCCUCAACAUAUGUUCUACAUCCCUCAAAGGCCCUACAUGUCCAUGGGUUCACUGCGGGACCAGGUGAUCUAUCCAGAUUCAGUGGAGGACAUGGCUGCCAGGGGAAUGAGUGACAAAGACCUGGAGACCAUCUUGGACAUCGUCAACCUCAACCAAAUUGUCACCAGAGAAGGAGGGUGGGACACUGAGCUGGACUGGAAGGAUGUGCUGUCAGGAGGCGAGAAGCAGAGGAUGGGCAUGGCCCGCAUGUUCUACCACAAGCCUAAGUAUGCGCUGCUGGAUGAGUGUACCAGUGCUGUGAGCAUUGACGUGGAGGGAAAAAUCUUCCAGGCCGCCAAAGAUUCUGGCAUCUCCCUGCUCUCCAUCACUCACAGACCCUCCCUGUGGAAGUAUCACACCAACCUGCUGCAGUUCGACGGGGAGGGCGGCUGGCGCUUUGAGCAGCUGGACACGGCGACCCGUCUCUCCCUCACCGAGGAGAAACAGCGGCUGGAAUCCCAGCUGGCCGGAAUCCCCGAGAUGCAGCAUCGCCUCAACGAACUCUGCAAAAUCCUGGGAGACGACUCAGUCCUCAAAACAGCUGAGGAGUGA